CCCGCCGGGGAGUUUCUUCCACAUCCCCCCCAAACACACCGAGACCCCCCCCCGUCCCUCGGGGGCGGCCCCGCGGAGCGCCGCUCCCUCCUCCUCCUCCCCCUUUAUUACCCUUUGUGUGCGUCUCCGCCUUCCUCCCUGCGCCCGGGGGCCCUGAGAUCCUUGCUGACGAUGGUGGUCGCUGGAGGCAGCACUCUUGAAGAUUAUAUCAUUUACAGACAAGAUCUCUGAAAUCUGUUUCCUUCACACAGCAAAGUAAGAAGAGGCUUUAUCACAACAAAACGGGCAAAAACCACAAAGACUUGAAGAAACAGCACUUCUCUAAUUCUUCCCAAAAGUUCCCAGAAGCACCAAAUCCUAAAGGAUUACACCCACCAGUCUUCCUGAUUUCAGGUGGCUUGGAGUGAACAAGAUGAACAGAGCCACCUUCAAUCUAAUCCUUAAUGAGGAAAAAGGCUGUUUGAUUGGAGCCAAGGAGUCAGCCAAGAACCUCAAGAAGACAACUUGGAUCAUGACCAGAAGAUAAAAAAGAAAACAAAAAGAAUGUGGCAUAUAAAGGGUGUAAUACCUGGAGGUAUUGGAUCUGACUCAUAUUUAUAAAAAUGAGACGAGCUUUCACAAAACACAAGUUAUCUGAGACAGUCAUCAAGCUUGGAGCCAUCAUGCUGUUGAACUAGAAAUUCUCCUUUUCCCCAUUCUCCUUUCUGACAGGUAACAAAGGAUUGGUGAAUUAUGAUUUUCCCAAGUUGGAAGCACUAAUUUUUAUCUAUAUAGUUCAUCCUUAUGAAUAUAUAAGGAGUUAAACAUUGCAUAUUUAAUGUGGAUUAUAAUGGGAAAGUGACUCAUUAACCAAAAUGGCCACUUUUAAGGACUUGGUUUCAAACUGAGCUGGAGCCUCCCGAUGCACUUUGUAGGAUUUGGGGGAAGCUGUGCUGCAGGGCCUGCUUUGGGAGGCCAGGAUGACAUGUAGUAAAAGGAUAUCACCUUCCUGUUGAUAUCUCUGAAGACUCAUAACCAGAAACAGGAAAAUGAAUGGUGGGAAGGAGUGUGACGGAGGGGACACGGAUGGAGGGCCACCAGCAGUGCAAGUUCCCGUUGGUUGGCAGCGGAGGGUGGACCAAAGUGGAGUUCUCUACAUCAGUCCCAGUGGGUCUUUAUUAUCCUGCUUGGAGCAGGUGAAGACUUACUUGCUGACUGAUGGAACGUGCAAGUGUGGCCUAGAAUGUCCUCUUGUUCUUCCCAAGGUCUUUAAUUUUGAUCCUGGAGCUGCUGUGAAGCAGAGAACUGCUGAAGAUGUUAAAGCGGACGAAGAUGUCACCAAACUAUGCAUUCACAAAAGGAAAAUUAUUGCUGUGGCUACACUUCACAAAAGCAUGGAAGCACCACAUCCUUCACUGGUUCUAACUAGUCCUGGUGGUGGAACAAGUGCAACGCCAGUAGUUCCCACCCGAGCAGCAACUCCAAGGUCGAUGAGGAAUAAAUCGCAUGAAGGAAUUACAAAUUCUGUGAUGCCGGAAUGUAAGACUCCUUUCAAGUUGAUGAUGGGGGCAUCUAAUGCCAUGGGUAGGCUUUAUGUGCAAGAAAUGGCUGGAAGCCAGCAAGCAGAGCUCCAUCCUGCCUAUCCCAGGCAGAGAUUGGGGAGCAAUGAACUGGGGCAGAAGUCUCCGUACCGCGGCAGCCACGGGGGGAUGCCCAGCCCGGCGUCCUCGGGGUCGCAGAUCUACGGGGACGGCUCCAUCUCGCCCAGGACCGACCCUCUCGGGAGCCCCGACGUCUUCACGAGGAACAAUCCCAGUUUUCACGGAGCGCCCAACUCCAGUCCCAUCCACAUGACCAGGACGCCGCUGUCCCCGCCGUCAGUCAUGCUCCACGGCUCUCCCAUACAGUCAUCCUGUGCAAUGGCUGGAAGGACUAAUAUACCUCUUUCCCCCACCCUGACCACCAAGAGCCCGGUCAUGAAAAAACCCCUGUGUAACUUUUCGGCCGGUAUGGAAAUACCACGAGCAAUGUUCCACCAUAAACCCCCCCAAGGCCCACCCCCGCCUCCUCCACCGCCUUCUUGUGCUCUUCAGAAAAAGCCAUUAACAUCCGAGAAGGAUCCGCUUGGCAUUCUGGACCCCAUUCCCAGCAAGCCGCCGAACCAGAACCCCGUGAUCAUGAACCCCACCACGUUCCACUCGAGUGUCCACUCUCAGGUACCCGUGAUGAAUGUAAGCAUGCCCCCCGCCGUGGUGCCCCUGCCCAGCAACCUGCCCCUGCCCACCGUCAAACCCGCCCACAUCAACCAUGGCGCUCACGUCCAAAGGGUUCAGCACUCGGCGUCGACGUCGCUGUCCCCCUCGCCGGUGACGUCCCCCGUUCACGCCAUGGCGCCCGGCAUGGCGAGGAUCGAGGCUUCUCCCCAAAGAUCGCGUUCCUCUUCCACCUCGUCCGAUCACGGAAACUUCCUGCUGCCUCCCGUGGGGUCGUCCUGCAGCGGUAUCAAAGUCCCUCCCAGGUCCCCGAGGUCAACCAUAGGGUCGCCGAGGCCAUCCAUGCCAUCCAGCCCUUCCACCAAGCACGACGGACUCAGUCAGUACAAGGACAUCCCCAACCCGUUAAUUGCUGGAAUGAGUAACGUGUUAAAUCCUCCCAACAAUGCCGUUUUUCCCGCUGCGUCGGCCGGAAGCGGUUCCUUGAAGAGUCAGCCUGGUUUGCUGGGAAUGCCUUUAAAUCAGAUCUUGAACCAGCACAACGCUGCCUCUUUUCCAGCAAGCAGUUUACUCUCAGCAGCAGCCAAAGCACAGCUAGCAAAUCAAAAUAAACUUGCUGGUAACAACAAUAACAGCAGUAGCAAUUCUGGACCUGUUGCCAGCGGCGGCAGCACCGAAGGACACAGCACUUUAAAUCCCAUGUUCCCUCCUGCUGCCAACGUGCUCCUCCCCACCACGGAAGGGCAGAGCGGCCGGGCAGCACUGAGAGAUAAAUUGAUGUCUCAGCAAAAGGAUCCUCUGAGGAAAAGGAAGCAGCCCACCACCACGGUGCUGAGCUUGCUGAGACAGUCUCAGCUGGACAGCUCUGGCCUUCCCAAAGCCGGCUCCGAUUUGAUCAGAAAGCCAAGUCAAAGCUCCUUCCCCAUCAGCUCCAUGUCGCAGCUCCUGCAGUCCAUGAGUUGUCAGAGCUCCCACGGGAGCAGCAAUAGUUCCUCGGGCUGCGGGGGCUCCGGCGGUGCCCUGCCCUGCCCCGGUGCCCAGCUGCACCUGGCGGAGCCCGCGCUGCCCCCGGGGCUGCCCUGCCCCAACCCCACCCCCAGCCCCAGCUUCGGGCCCGGCGCCGGGGCUGCCCCCUCCAACCACCUGGCGGGGCUCCUCAACCAGAUGCAGGCCGGGAGCUGCGGGAUGCUCCCCCAGGCGGGAAUGGCCUUGGGGAACGCCCUGCACCCCAGCCCGGCCCAGGCCAGGCUCCAGGCACCCUCCACGCCGGGCAUCCCCAAGAGCGUCGGGAGCAGCUGCAAUCAGAGCAGCCCUGAAGCAGGGGCUUUGGGCCCGUCGUCAUCGAUCGCCAUCGCUGGGGCCAGCCAAGCUGCCAUCACCAAGACCACGUCAGUGCUCCAGGACGGUGUCAUUGUCACCACGGCAGCCGGGACCCCUCUGCAGCAGGGCCAGCUGCCCAUGGGGGGCGAGUUCCCCUUCGCCGGCCACGAACACUCGCUCCACUUCCCGCAGGGCAGCUCUUCAAACAACAAUCUGCCGCAUCCUCUGAACCAGAACCUCCUCAACUCCCUGCCCCUCUCUCUGCCGGUGAAUCAGCAACAUCUCCUGAACCAGAACCUCCUGAACAUCCUCCAGCCUUCCGCAGGAGAGGGCAAGUCUGAGGUGAACCUCAACCCGCUGGGUUUCCUGAACCCGAACGUCAGUGCUGCUUUAGCGUUCCUCUCCGGCGACGUGGACGGGCAGGUCCUGCAGCCCGUGCACUUCCAGCUGCUGGCGGCGCUGCUCCAGAACCAGGCGCAGGCGGCCGCCAUGCUCCCCGUGCCCUCCUUCAACGUCUCCAUCUCGGAGCUGCUCCAGCAGCAGCAGCAGCAGCAGCAGCAGAGCGGCCCCGCGCCCCCCGAGCCGCUGCCCGAGCCCGGCCGUGUGGAGCCCCUGCUGCCCAACCCCAUGCCCGGCUUCCCCGAGCCCGCCGCCGCCAACCCGCUGCUGCUGCCCGCCGCCCCCGGCGCCCCGGCGCUCAUGGCCCUCAACCCGCAGCUGGUGGGGGGCGUGCUGGGCUCGGGGGGCCACCCCGAGGUGGCCAUUGCCACCUCCUCGCAGGCCGCCACCGCCACCACCAGCACCACGUCGGCGGCCGUGGCGGCGCUGUCGGUGUCGGCGCUGGGCGGGGGCACGGCCGUGGUGUCCAUGGCAGAAACGCUGCUCAACAUCUCCGGUGCAGCGCCCGGGCCCGCCAAGGUCAGCAACAGCUCCGUGGUGCCGCAGCUCCUGAACCCUCUGCUGGGCACCGGCCUGCUGGGGGAAAUGUCAUCUCUGAACACUACUCUGAACAACCAUCAGCUCAGCCAUCUCCAGUCACUCCUCAACAACAAUCAGAUGUUUCCUGCAAAUCAGCAGCAGCAGCAGCAGCAGCAGCAGCACCUUCUCCAGGGCUACCAGAACGUGCAGGGCUUUCAGGGCCAGCCCCAAAUCCCUGGCCCAGCCAACAACCCAAACCCCAUGGCGUGUCUGUUCCAGAAUUUCCAGGUGAGGAUGCAGGAGGACGCCGCCGCCCUCAACAAAAGGAUGAUGGGCCAGAUGGGCGUGGCGCCGCUUGCCGAGAGCUCCAGCGCUCUCCUUCCUCCCUUCCAGGAGCCUCCCUGCGAGCUGCAGCCCAGACCUGAGCCCUCCCUGGGCCAGCAGGCCAAGGACACCCCCGGCCCCGCCGCGGGCGACGCCUCGGUGGACGCCAUCUACAAGGCGGUGGUGGACGCGGCCAGCAAGGGGGUGCCGGUGGUGAUCACCACGGCCGGCUCCAGCGCCGCGCAGCCGAGCCCCAUCCCCGCCCUGAGUGCCAUGAGUGCCUUCACAGCCUCCAUCGGGGACCCCCUGAACCUGAACCUGAACCUGAACCUGUGCGGGGCCGCGCACGAGGGGCGCGCCCGGGGCGGCCGCGGCGCGCGGGGCCCCAAGAACGCGGCCGAGCACGGCAAGGGCCCCGGCGAGGGGGACGGCUACGAGUAUUACAAAACGCCCAAAAAGCAGUGGGAAGGGGAGCAGAGCCCCGUGGGGGAGAUGGGCAGGUGGAAAUGCGAGGAGUUCCUGGAGCAGCACUCGGGCCACGUCCACGGCAGCCCGUGCCACGAGAGGCCCAACAACGCCUCGGCGCUGCUGCAGGGGGAGCAGCACCAGGCCCUGCUGGCGCCGCGGAACUGUCAGAGCGAGAAGGCGCUGGAGGAGAAUUUCAGGUAUAACAAUUACAAAAGAACUAUGAUGAGCUUCAAGGAAAGACUGGAGAACACUGUGGAACGAUGUGCACACAUCAACGGGAACCGCCCGCAGCCCAACAGGGCCUUCGGGGAGUUGCUCAACGCUUCCAAACAAGACCUGAUCCUGGAAGAGCAAUCCCCCAGCUCCUCCAAUAGCUUGGAGAGUUCCUUAGUGAAAGACUACAUCCAUUACAAUGGAGAUUUUAAUGCCAAAAGCAUUAACGGGUGCGUGCCCAGCCCCUCGGAUGCUAAGAGCAUCAGCAGCGAGGAGGAGCUGCGGAACCCCGAGUCGCCCUCAUCCCACGAGCUCAUCCACUACAGGCCCAGGACGUUUAACGUGGGCGACUUGGUCUGGGGCCAGAUCAAAGGACUCACCUCCUGGCCUGGCAAACUUGGCAGAGAAGAGGAGGUUCACAAUUCAUGCCAACAGAACGCUGAGGAGGGGAAGGUGGAGCCCGAGAAGCUGAAGACACUAACGGAGGGGCUGGAGGCGUUCAGCCGCGCCAGGAAAAGGAACAGGAAGAGUGGAAAGCUAAAUAACCAUUUAGAAGCUGCUAUACACGAGGCCAUGAGUGAACUAGACAAAAUGUCUGGGAAUGUCCACCAAAUCCCGCAGGGAGACAGACAAGUGAAGCCUCCAAAACUCAAGAGGAGGAAGAUCUCUAGAUAACAUUGAAUGUCUUUGUUACUGGUCCAGUCCUUAUCACAGUGAACGUGCACAUGAGUCUAUCUGUAGGUAUUGAUCCAGACUGGCUCUGUCAGUAUUUCUGGGGAGACAGCUCGCUGCCAUGGCAGGGCACCACGAGGAGCAGGGGUUCCACAUUUGGGGUGCUGCUUAGGAGGGAUAGAGGUUGCUGGAUAAGCCAAUCAGAAAUCGUGAAAGGUUGCAGUAACAAUGUCAGAUGAUUACUGAAUUUUUUUUUUUUCUAUAAUACUAAAAAAAUUGUGAUUAUAAGAAAUAGUCCAAAUGUUUCUGAGAAAUUUUCAUUGUGUAUAUAGAUAAUACAGAAUUUCAUGGUGAUAUCUGAACUGUAAAUAUUGUACAAUAUUGUCAUGUACAAGCGUACCUAAUGCACACUUUAUCUUUUAUUGUACAAAAAAUAGUGUACAAAAUUCUUUGGUUUCUAUUGAGUACACAUACAAGAGACUACCAGUGUAAAGUGAUAAAUAAAAAUACAGCCUAAAUGCUUUUAUAUGAUAAUGUAAAAGAUGCUGUUUUUGUAUUUAACAGCAGAGAGAAGGCAUGAUUAUGUAAUACCUUAAUUAUGACAUCCACUUCACGCCACUGAGUGUUCAUUGCUCUGUGUGUUUGGAAUGAACCUUGCCUGGAAGUGCUGGACUCCAGUUCAGGCCUUUAGGAGAGCGCAGCCUCGCAGAUUCCCAGCGGGAUGUGGGAUCACAGCUCUGAUUAACAAUUCCAAGGCUGCAACCCUCGGUUGCGUUUUUAUUUACUUAGCUUUGAACGUAGAACGCUGUAGAUUUGAUUAAAAAUCACAAAAAAAAAAAGAGUAGAGGGACUAUUUUAGUCAGCCAUUUCUGUAGGAGAAGUUUCAUAGCCACCUGAGGAACUAAAGAGUCGAUCCCCCCUAACGUUGAGCCCCUCCAACCACCCCCUAGAUUAAUUAGCUUUGAUUAUCUAACGUCAUUAACACGGUGUUUUCUCGGAAGGGGGCAGAGGCCCUGCUUUCAGGAGUGAUCAGGAUUGAUUGCUGGUGAUUACCUUCGGUUUGGCAGCAGGAUGAAAGGGCAAUGCUCCACAGCAUCCGGGAAAAGCAAUCCCAGGAUCCAUCUCGCAGUAUUAAAGCAGAAAAAAAGUUAAGGGUGGCUUACAAAACUAUUAGCAGCAGUAAUUUUUAUCAGUAUUAUGUAACAUAUCAGAUUUAUUUUAUUUAAAAAGAAUUAUUUAUACCAUUAACAGAUUCUUAUAUAUAUUAAUGUGGCUGAAAUGCGCAGGUUAAAUCUAUUAACCAAAUUAUUUAUGUUAUAUUAAGUGAGAAAUGUGAAACAUAUGUAGAAAAAAAAAAUUAAUACACUACAGAUUUAAAAGUCUAAAGCUAUGAGCCAUUAUAAAAUUAACGAACGGAAGUGUAGCACAACAUUCUUUCCAUUUGAUUUCAUUUUUCUUUUUCACACGGCCGGUGCCGCUGGUGCCGAGGCUUCCCCAGAGGAUCCCAGCCACAUUCCCAGCCCUGGGGGAGCUUUUCCUGCCCCGGGGCCGGGAGCAGCGCUUACCUCAGACCUGCUUGUCCCCGAUCCCUGUGGCUCUGUGGCCAAGGACUGGCAGUGAUCAGCACCCGGGCAGCGCAGGAUCCCCAGGAUCCCAGGAUCCCAGGAUGGGGCUCCUUCCUUCCUUCCCCCGUGUGCCCAGGGCAGCGCUGGCCAGCGGGGUCGGUGCUGGGCACGCAGCUACCUCGGGGCUCCCGGGCGGGCUCCUGUCCCGGGCUCCCUUCCGCGGGCAGGUUCAUUUGUCUCUCCUCCUCCUCCUCCUCCUCCUCCUCCUCUCGGGGCUGUUCAGGGCUGCCAGCUCCCGCUUUCCCGGCUCUUCCCGUCCCAUCCGCGCGUGGGCAGCGCUGGAGCCCCUCUCCCUCGGGAUUCCCUUUGCCUCCUCCCUCUGCUUCGUGUCCCAGAGCUGAGUUUGUGUCUCCUUGGGCCCUUAGGUCUGUGCUCCCUCCCCGCUGUUUUACUUUACAUCCCUAAGAUUAUGUAAAGUAUUCUCGUGCACUUGAUUUCCUCGGUUAAUAAUGGCAUUGAUGUGGGUGCUAGGAGUAGUUUGUUUCAGUCCAUACCGAUUUUUUUUUUCUCUCUUUUAGAGUUUUUAUGGUUUCAUGUAAGCAGUUAAUGUAAAUAUUGUGAGCAUUACAGGUCAUGCAGUGUUGUAACAUUUUAAGAAAUGUUGCACCGACUUUACGAUUAAAAAACUGGUCACUCAUACUUGAA
This is a messenger RNA of Melospiza melodia melodia, 8377 nucleotides long. It is a transcript of the gene MBD5, whose product is annotated as methyl-CpG binding domain protein 5. Gene Ontology annotation, molecular function: DNA binding; chromatin binding. Gene Ontology annotation, cellular component: nucleus; chromocenter. The record is from RefSeq and is a predicted model, not a curated record. The transcript is spliced from 14 exons. The coding region runs from base 1029 to 6110 and encodes 1693 amino acids. Lineage: Eukaryota; Metazoa; Chordata; Aves; Passeriformes; Passerellidae.